Ictidomys tridecemlineatus (thirteen-lined ground squirrel) is the source of this 2433-nucleotide messenger RNA. NCBI's taxonomy places the organism in Eukaryota, Metazoa, Chordata, Mammalia, Rodentia, Sciuridae. The record is from RefSeq and is a predicted model, not a curated record.
AGGCGUUCACCAGCCUACCCAGGCAAGAGCCCAGGCGGGAACAAAGCCCGCGGAAGCCUGACUCCACGGGUCUCCAGGACAACCGAGCGGCCCCGCCCACGGCGCCUGGCAACUGAGACCAGUCAGGGAGACCUCAGAGAAUGGAGGAUCCUGAAGAAGAGGAUCCAGGAGAAUCCCUGGAAGAAGAAAGCCCAGUCACACCCCCAGCUGCUGGCCACACUGAUAACCAGGAAGAAGACAACCAAGAGAACCAGGAUCAAGAGAAGGCAUAUGAACAGACUCAUUACAGAAUAGCUGACCAAAAUGGCCAAAGAGGAUCUGGAGCGCCUGAACCCUUCGUGUCUGACCAAACUAACCAAAAAGAUUCUGAACACCUGGAGAAUAGCUCAUAUGAUCAGGCUGACCUACAAUCAUCUGAACCGACUGAUGACAAGGCAUACGACCAAGUUAAAAAUGUAGCAGCUGGGGAGACUGAUGGCCAGGUGCCUGGCUUGGCCGAGGAAGGAACUUCUAAACAGACUGAAAGAAGCUCGUCUAGACAGGAGGAGAAAAGAGCUUCUGAGCAGGCCGACCAGGCUGAAGGAAGAGCUUCCAUACAGACUGACCACAGAACGUCCAGCCAGACUGAGGAAAGAACUUAUGAGCGGACUGGAGAUAGAUUGUCCAUACCAUUUGAUCCAAGAACCUCUAAACAGGAGGACAGCCUAGCUGAGAAAACUUCUGAGAAAGUUGAUCAAGUCGACCAUGUAAAGACCCUCUACAAUACUGAAGACCAAGCCACUGAAGAGGCUGAACAGCAGACUUUUGACCAAGCUGAUCAGCUUAAGGUUGGCAAGGAUGACUACAGUAGACCUGACCAGGCUGAACGCCUUGUAGACAAAGAGACUUACCCUAAAGACUACCAGUAUUCCUAUGGGUCUGAGUACGGAUUAUUACCCCAGUUCAGAGAUGACAAAGAGGCUCAAGACAGACCACAGCCCUGCACAUUUGAGGAUAGCGAAGUAUACCUCAAAUCCACACUUUCAAGUGAAAUAGAAAAAGGAGGUAUAAGCCCUACGCAAUCCCACUACCCAAUUGAUACCAGAUUCACUGAGCAUUUUCCAACAAAAGAACAAAGUUUUUACCAAAGAUUGCCCUCCAUCUCAACUAAAUCGGAUGACAUCACUCAAGAAAAAUAUGAAUCCGCAGAAUUCAGUCCUGAUGAUUAUUCAGAAUCUGAACAAGAAAAGAGUUCUCAUAUGCCCAAACAAGAUAUAUAUAAAAAGAGAUUGCCUCCUGUAGUUUAUGAAGAUCCUUAUCAAGUUUCACUUCAGUACAUGGAGAAGCACCAGAUUCUGCAAAUAUUCCAGCAGAUCACUGAAAAUUUAGUCUAUGAAAAGCCAGAGGACCCCCUGAGUUUUAUGCUGUUUCAGGUACAGGAAAUGCUGAGAAAGAGAGACAAAAGGUGAACCCUACAAAGAAUGAAUCUCUCUUCAGUACUGUUUAAGGUCAUCAGUGUUAAUACUAUGCUCUGUUUAGCCACUCUGAAAAAAUGGUUUUUCAAUAGGCAUCGAUGGUGACUUUGCUUAAACAUGUUCUUAAUUUUUAAGUAAAAAUAUGUAGGUUAACUUUGUAAAAUUAGUAUAACAGUUAUAGAUAACUCUGGGUAAUCAUUCAAAAAUUACACAUUAUAAUUAUCCAUACUUAUCCUCCCAAAGCUACUUACCUGAAUAAUAGCAAGUUCACGAAUAAAAUACUAUUACAAUUCAUAUGUCCUUUUUAUAAGGCAUAUCAUGUCUCCAAACUGUUUACAAAUUUUCAAUCAGAAAAUGUGUAGAAAAUAAGUGAUAAUGGUACUUUUUGUUCUUUUAAUAGAAGUUUUUAUUGAAAUAGCUCAUAUUUCUUAAGGACUACAACAUAUUUUUACUCUUUUCCUUUUUUAUCACUGUCUAUUAUAUUCUACCAUUAAAUGAAUGGGAUUUAAUCUUCUCCUAGGGGUAUCUCACUUCUGAUUUUUAACCCACAGCAGAAUUCAAACAUGUUAUACUACUCUGUACACACCUGUGGGUGAGGCAGACUGUCACUUCCUCAUUACCUUUAUCCCCUGAAGAGUAUCUAUAUCAUGUGGAAUGUGUAACCAGUCCAACUGGUAUUUAACAGCAAAAAGCUUUAACUUGGUCUGCCUGGUAUGAGAGUUAUCUGCCCAAAAAUCAUAGCUGAGAUGAUCAUCUGAGACUACUUUUGUGAGCUGAACCUUUCUUUUAAUUUCUAUUUGAACAUUGAACCAGACUUGAUUCUUUAUAUUGCUUACUUGGUGACUUAGUGUGAUUAUAUGGUUGCAUUACAGUGAAUUAAGCUUCUGUUUGAACAGUCAUACGCAAACACUAUUUAUUUUAAACAUCUGACCUUCGUUUCUCAUUAAUUAUACCAAAUAAAAACUUCUGAUAACUUUAA